Cephus cinctus (wheat stem sawfly) is the source of this 6666-nucleotide messenger RNA. RefSeq names its product pikachurin. The record is from RefSeq and is a predicted model, not a curated record. Gene Ontology annotation, molecular function: calcium ion binding. NCBI's taxonomy places the organism in Eukaryota, Metazoa, Arthropoda, Insecta, Hymenoptera, Cephidae.
CUACCAAAUCUAGAACAAAAAUUACCAUCCACCACGGAAAACGUUCUCAGCACCGAACCCGCAUGCUCCUUGGACUGCGGCUCUGGUGGCAAUUGCUAUAUCGAACGCUACCGUAGCGAAGAUGAGGAGGAUCUUGAAGGCAACGGCGUUACCGCGAGACAGAUACAAGGGUCUUUCAGGCAGAGGUGUCAAUGUCCGCUGGGCAGGAGCGGCGAUCGAUGUCAGUUAGAGAGCGAGGUGAGGUCACCGCGAUUUACCGGAUCAGGAUGGCUCGCGUUUCCGGCUCUGAGAGCGGCUUACAAGCACGUCCAGCUGGAGCUUGAAUUCCGUCCCGAAGCCUGGGACGGAGUGCUGCUACUGGCUGGCGAACGGGAUGAUCUACAAGGUGACUUCAUGGCCCUGAUCCUCCACCACGGCUUCAUUGAACUCAGAUUCGACUGUGGAAGUGGGGUUGGAAUCGUAAGGAGUUCCGAGACGGUGAAGCUCAACGAGUGGAACACCCUAACUGUCUACAGGCAUCGUUGGGACGCCUGGAUUCAGCUUAACCAAGGGAAACGUGUACAGGGAAGGUCAAAGGGUUUGUUCUCAAGGAUUACCUUCAGGGAACCACUGUUUGUUGGAGGCCCCGGAAAUACAACCGGCUUGGAAAGACUUUCGGUGAGGAGCGGAUUUAGGGGUUGCGUCCGACAUCUGGAAGCCAACGAGCAUCGCUAUCGUUUUCCACUUGCUCCACAAGGGGAUGCUGCAAAUGGAUUUGACGUUGAGGAAUGCACGGCCGACAGGUGCAGUAAGGUACCUUGUUCCCAUGGUGGAAAAUGCUUGACUACCGGUGGGGACACGGCCGUCUGUCUCUGUCCUCUCGGUUACACAGGCGACCUAUGUGAAACUCGAGUUGACCUUCAGGUGCCGUCCUUCAAUGGGUCCUCGUAUUUAAGGUAUCCCGGAUUAGCCGAUACCUCCCUAUCCUGGCUGGAAUUGGCCGUCACGCUAAAACCUACUGCUCCCGACGGUGUGGUUCUCUAUAACGGACAUCACAGCGAUGCCACCGGUGAUUUUAUUGCACUCUAUCUCUCCGCGGGACACGUGCAAUUUACCUUCGACCUGGGAACUGGUCCUGCCACUUUGAGGAGUGAGACGCCGGUUCGUCUUGGAGAAUGGCUGGAAGUACGUGUGUCGAGAACAGGUCGUCUAGCUUCGCUAGAAGUCGAAGACGAUCCACCUCAGGAGAUCCUGGCACCAGGAGCAUUCACGCAGUUGUCCCUGCCCUUGAAUCUUUAUCUGGGAGGUGCGCCGACCCCGGACAUGUAUUCACCGAAAAUGAAAACAACAGCUAGUUUCAUUGGAUGCAUACAGACGGUUAUACUGAAUGGUAGAGAAGUUGGCAUCCUGGCUGAAGCUCUUGGUGGGGUGAACGUUGGAAAUUGUGGACAUGCCUGCGAAGCUAGACCUUGCGGUGAUGCGGAAUGUCGUCCUCUUAGAGAGAGAUUCACCUGUCGCUGUCGUCCUGGAGUGCCACACCCUUGUCCAGCGCCGGAUUACACUUCAUUAACACCCUCACCACCAAGACCAGAUCCAUCUGCACCGGCUAGAUAUGAAAAAUCCGUACCCAGCUUCUCGGGUAGCGAGAGUUAUCUACACUACAGUGAUGCAGAUACCAUGAAGAGAAUAAUAAGCUACCGAGUGGACAUCAACAUGCGAUUCAGGGCGAGCAGCAGUAGCGGCUUACUCCUUUGGAGCGGAAGGCAACCUGAUCCCCAGGAGCAGAGGGAUGCCAACGAUGAUUUCCUUGCUCUCGGCUUAGAUCAGGGCUAUCUCACUUUGGCCUAUAAUCUAGGCUCUGGAGAAGCCGUUCUCAGAUACAAUCUCACGAGAUUAGACGACGAUCUUUGGCAUCGCGUCAGAGCUGUUAGAAACAAGCAGUGGGCUUCGCUCGUGGUUGAUAGCGGUACAGGAGUCUCAGCAUCUUCUCCUGGACAGUUGAGACAACUUAAUACCGAUACGGGUCUCUACGUUGGUGGUGCACCGGACAUCGUAAGGACAACGGGAGGAAGGUAUAUAAAGGGCAUCGUAGGCUGCAUCAGCGAUCUGGUAUUGGACUCCGACUAUUCAGUGGCGCUGCUGUCGCCGGAACAGGCAACUAACACUCACUCCUGCAUUCCCUGAGUGUUUCAGAAUAUGCAAUAGGAGGCCGGAUAUCACGCGAAGUUAGGAUAUGAAAAUUAAUGAAUAAAAAAUAAAAGUUGAAGUGUGAAUUCCGUUGGAAAUCGAGGAACGGAGAGCGGCCAUUUUAUGGAAUUACGAACUUCUCCGUACCGGUCGGCGUGUUCGGAUUACACUUAAUCAUGACGUCGACAUGGCCGACGAAUCAUAUUUUGUACAGACUCUUACGAAGUGAGGAGUUUUUAAAAGGUAGUGAAUUUCUCUACCCUCGAGGAUAGAUCGACUGUCGGAUUCUAGUCAGCUUCUUGUAAAUAUUAAAAUAAUUGAUACACCGAUCUAUCCGCCUUGAUAGGCUUUCUUCCGUGGCAACUUCCAUGUUGUUAUUGUCGAUUUUAUCUGUAAUCUUUCUCUUGGUUGUCAGCUCUGAUAAUUUUUACUGCUAUUUAUUAACGGCUUUCGGAAUAACAGAUAUUUGCAUUAAUUACUUUACCUACGUAAUUUUAUAUCACUCCUUAUUUUAUUGAUUGCAUAAUUGUGUGUAGAUAUGUGACUUAACGCCUCCUAUUUGUAACAACGCUGUCAUUCGAAUUUGACCUUUAACCGGGAAAUUGAUGUCUCGGAAAGCCGAAAUAUUUUUUAAUAAAAAUAUUCGUCAUAUAAUUGCAGGAGUGCACUGCAAUGAAAUCGUUUAUUCGAUACUCACACGUGGUGCGAAUAACGUGCACUUGUAAUAUUGUAUGGUUGUUUACAUCAUGUAACGCGUGCGUAUGAAUGAGAGCUGUCGUUGAAAAGGAACGCGAAGAAAAAAAAAACGAGCUUGUGUAUUCUAUGGUACGUUCUCUGUGUGUACAUAUAAAUAUAUUAUUUAUUAUUCUAAGUAAGUUGCCAUGGUAGAAAUCAUUUGGUCGGUGGUGAUCGUCUCCGGGCAAAUAUUACGUAGGAGACACAUCGUCUACGAGAUGACGGCUUUUGGCCUAAGGAAACAGAUUAAUAGAGAAGAAACCCCUCCGCGUCAAUUUUGUAUCGCCACUUCCGACCGGAAAAAGAGAGAAACCCGUUAUAAAAUUCAAACAGCAAAUGUCGCACCUUUAUAUUCGUAUUGCACAAUACGAGUCGGUAUUCACGUCCGGGCACAUCGCAAUUUUUACCAGUGAAGUUAUAUGUACUUAUCUGCCACUUUUAUAUGUAACGUAAAAUUUUUCACGAUUUUUUAGAGAGCAAUUGAUCGAAUUCACAUGCUUACGUAUAUGGCUUAAAUACAUCCACGCACUCUUAUUUUUUAGACGGGGUUGAUUACAAUGGCAACUACUUGUUAAAGGGGAGAAAACCUUGCAAAGAUAAACAAAUAAUUUCGUGUCGCUCUGCGCGAAGUAAAGAAAUUUCAUAUGGAGACGGAUAAAAACUGGACCAAAAAUCAAAAUAAUUUUUUUUUUCAUUAUUUAUUUUACGUAUUAAGGGCACGAAUAAUAGUGCAAGUCCAAUUGAAUUGGCUGGGAGUAAAAAGUUUUGAUCAAAAAGUUGACACCUGUUUGUACAGUCUGUCGCUCGAUAUCGUUUAUUUAUAGCAAUAAUAGAGUGAAUUGGGCUUCUCGAUAAUUAUUACACAUUAUCUGGAUAGUCAAUCCCACUUUCAGGAAAGCACGUCUACGCUUUCAUUAGGAAAUUAAUUAGCAAUUGUAUUACGAACGUAAUGGGACGAUAGAAUAUUCAUAUUUAUCAUGAAAAAUUCUCAGUGAACGAGAAUAAAAAAUAAUGUUCUCCGUGUCCGAUCGAAUGAUCUUUGGCCCAGUUUGGUCAAAAUAAUUUUUCAAGAAUUAUUACCGGUCGGACGAAUUCCAGGUCAAUACGUAUACACGCCAUAUCCAAUAAAAAGAAAAAACGGUGAAGAAUAAAAAGAAUAUGUAACGAAUAGAUUAAUGACGUAACGAUUUGUCGACUUUAUCGAGAGAAUUCUAUAACGGUCGACCCCUUGACACAGUAACACAUCAUAGAAGCAAUCGGCUAUAGUCAAUUUUGUACAAGCGUUAUUUUCUUGAAACUAUAUAUAUAAAUACAUAUUAAUGAAAAAGAGGUAAAUGGUAAUUAACGUAGAGAUUAAAAUAUGAUAAAUAAAUUAUUCGGUAUUGUUAGUGAUGUAAGUCACACUCGGUAACUUCGUUAGCCUAUUUUCACAGCACCUUCAGUUUUAUUUAAAAUCUAUUUACGUGCUUAUCAAGUAAAUUUUUCAUUUGAAAUGUAUGUACGCUUAAUUCACAAAGAACGUAAAUUAUCAUUACUUAUUAUAUCAGAGUAUCGUUACGAACAUUGUUUUUAUUCAAAAUCUCAGCUUGCAACUUGGAUACUAAUUGAAUGACUUAUUCUAGAUCCAUAUAUGUACCGUGAGAAAUAUAAUAUGGACAUAAUAAGAACAGUACACGAGGAAUUAAAAUAAAACAAAGAAAACUGAUAAUUUCUUCUUUCAAUAGUUUCUCAUUUUUUUAAUACUAAUUCUGAGUGCAGUGAACGUCGUCUCGCGUCUGGCUGAAUAUUUGAAUGUCGUAGAGAGCAAUACAAAAAUAUUAUAACUACAGCUUUUCGAGAAGAAGAAAAGAAAAAAAAUAAAUCUCCCUCCUACGGUCGUUGUAACCAUUUACAUUGAUUUACGUCAUGCGAAUGUACAGUUUCACAGAGAAAAAGAACUAUACAUUUAGAUAAAUAUAUAUAUAAAUACCUAUAAAUAUUUACAGAGAGAGAGAGAGAGAGAGAGAAGAACAAGAGAGAAAAGAAUGAAAGCGAGUAUGUGGACCGUCAAACUGAAUAUAUUCUUUUGACAAUGUCCAAGAGAAAUCGUACGUAAACACUGUCCGGUGUAAAAUAAUAUAAAUGUACCUAUACGAUACUAGCAAUACACGACCGUGCGUCUGAUUUAAACCGCAUACUUAUAAUUUUGUAUCCUAACUGAUAUAUUCGUUUAUCCCUUUUUAUAUAUGAAAUCAUUACUUUUCAAUACCGAUACUUGAGAGUAGCUAAUGCCACGAAAGUCGACUACACUGUUCACGAAUAAUAUGCUCCGUUCCCUUUCCUCAUGGAAUUGCAGUGCCAUGCGAGUUUAUAUAAAAAUUGUAUCAUCCAAAGGACUGGCUACAGAUUAUACAAGCUCUAAUUAUAAUUACUAUGUGUACGUGUGAGUUUAUGUAUGCAUUGUAUGCACUCGUUCAAAUACAAUUGAUCGAUCACUGAUUAAUUGAUGACGAUGGUAAUUCGAUUAGAUUUUUUCUUUAUUCUGUCGCCAGUAAUGAAAAUCUAUGCAAGGUUGAUCGUCCGAUUGUUUCAGGGGAUGUAUUCAUCCUCUUUUUUUAUUCUCAAUCCUCCCUAAUAAUUUAACGCUUAAAUUUAUUUUACCCAUUAGUAUUGAAUCCCUCUGGACUCGAAGCACUUCUCUUGAUGAGAAAGAAUUUCAAUCAGGAGAUAGUAAAAUUGUGAGCGUAUCGAUAUCACUUGCUCGGUAAUUGGAUGGAAGAUUUAAUGCAGAAUGUAAUGAGCAGUAUAUAAUAAGGCUGAUAAGGAUGAUAAAUAUGUCGUGAUGUAUGGUACUUAAACUUAACACAGUCUCCUAACUAUCAUCUCACACACAGUCAGGAGGCACGAGGUAAAAGCAAGGAAAAAGUAAUAUAUUGAGGAAAGCAGGAAAAAAUCAUACAUAUUAAGUAUAUAAUAGGUAAUAAAUAUAUUAUUAUGGGAUACUAUAAUUAAUAUAUGAUGCUACAUUAACUAUUUCUAUUAUGUCCAUCUGCAAAGUCUAUUACAAGAGUCUAAGCUACCCGACCGAGAUAUGUAUAUCCAAAGUCCUUAUAUAUUAUCAUAUAAGUUGGUUAAAUAAUAGUGAAACAUAACUCGAUUGGAAUUUUUUUCUUUGAUUCACACGCUUAUAGUCGCGUGUAGUUUUAUCGUUAAAACGGAUCAAAACGAGCGUCCUAUACGUCACUUCAACUUUUCGUUGUGUCAUGGAUCAGGCAAUAGAAUUUAAUUAUGUAAGUUCUUUAAAUAAUUAAGAUGAACUCAAGAGCAUUGCCAUAAGUUCAUUAUUCACGUAGGGAACGUGUCUUCUAUGUUUGUACAUGAAAUUUAUGCCCAAAAGCCAUGAUGGCGUCUUUACUUCCGUGGCGCCUUAAAGAAGUGAAACUGCGAGACGAGGAGAAAAACCGUGAAGAGAAAACUUAAAACUGUCUUUUCGUUAUGUCAGAUUUUACCUUCGUUAAGGAUGCUGACGUAAUUAUAAACUCACUAUCACAUGGAAUUCUUUGUGAAAUUAUAUGUAUGUUCGUACACCCAGCGGUAUAAUUCCAUAUGGACUAUCGUUGGUCCGCGAGAUCAGUGUUUUUCAAGGGGUCUCCUGCUUUAUGGAUUAUAACGUAAAAAAGUCCCUUUGUUGUGACAUUGAUGUCGCGUACCGACUAAAUGAGCAAGUGUGUGUUGUUUCAACCCACGUUGUCAAAAGCAUCAAUAAAGAUGAAAUUUUGUAAAGCA